Molecule: messenger RNA, 1360 nt
Organism: Oncorhynchus gorbuscha (pink salmon)
Lineage: Eukaryota; Metazoa; Chordata; Actinopteri; Salmoniformes; Salmonidae
Exons: 7
Coding region: 169-927 (252 amino acids)
Cellular component (GO): membrane
Source: RefSeq, a predicted model, not a curated record
UGAGGAGGAGGGCCUGUUGAGAACUAGCUGAGACUGGCUGAGCCUUCCCUACCAGCUACUUCCCUGUAAGGAAACCAAACUGCGCAACAAGCACUGUGAUUGCACAGGACCUGUAGAGGUGUCCCUCUCAAUUGCAGGAACGGAGCUGUGUAACCAAGAGUGGCCAGCAUGUCAGUGACUGUGACCAAAGGUGGAGGGGUGACUGUAUUUACAGUGAACUCUAAUGAAGGAAGCAGUUGGCCCCUGCUGUGUCAAAUACUUGGGACCUUGUGCUACAGCCCAGCAUGCUCAGUGUCCCAGGGACUGCGGAGGCUCCAAUCAAGUUCCCAGUCAGCUCUGGGGACUAUACAGAUCAUGGUGGGAGUACUCAACAUUGGCUUGGGAGCGAUCCUUGUUAGCACUGAUUAUUCUAGCUCACUGCGAUGGAUUGGGGUUCCUUAUUGGCUUGGUGGUGUGUUUAUAGCAGUUGGCAUCAUGUGUAUCUUGGCUGAGAAGUUCCCCAGUCCCUGCUUGGUGGGCAUCAAUGUGUUGAUGAACCUGUCAGGUGCUGCUCUGGCCAUUACUGGAAUUGUGCUGUAUGCUGUAGACCUGGCAAACUACCAUUUCUGGUGGAUUUGCAAUGAUGACCACUACAACUGGCGAGAUGACUACUAUGGUGGCCAGGUGACAAACCCCCCCAGUGAUCCGGAGAGGGAUAGACUCUUGGCAAAAUGCAAAGAUGCCAAGCAGAUUGCACAGAUGUUGAUGAGUGCCUUGGACAUUGUGCUCAUCGUCCUUGCAGUUCUUCAGCUUUGUGUCACUAUAAGCUCUGCGGUGUUGGGUCUCAAGGCUUUGUACAAUAAUGGAAAGGAGGGAAAAGAGAACAUCCGGGACCUGGAGCAGUAUAAGCCUCUGCUGGAGGAGGUCACCACUAACCCUGCAACUUAAAGAACACUGAUCUGAUCUGAUAUACUUUAUUGACCACGUGGGGAAAUUUGUCAUGGACGAUUAAAGAGUGGUGCUGCUUCCACAUGGAAUACAUAAAUAAAUUGAAUCAAAUGUAUUCUUCAUAAAUGGAUCAUCCUACAACCACCUCCACACCCACACAUUUGUUGUUAUACAUACAGUAUGUAGUACAUAUAGUUCAUUUACAUUACAUUUACAUUUAAGUCAUUUAGCCGACGCUCUUAUCCAGAGCGACUAAUUUACUGUAACGCCUACUGUGACUUUGCUUUGUGCAAAUGACAACUGACACUGAUUGUAUGUCUUCAUGCGUUUCGUAUUUGUCAUUUUUCCAAAACUGAAAGGACAGUUAUAAAGGGGACUAUUAAUUACUGAAUUGACUGUUGUAUAUAUAUAAAAAAAAUCUUCUGAAUUUUGA